AUGCCCUCGUGUCUGUCUUUCCAUGUACUAGAGUACUAUGAAGGGAACCUUAUCCUCACCUCAAAUCGAAUUGGGACCUUCGAUGAGGCGUUCAAAUCUCGCGUACAGCUGACCCUCCAUUAUCCCCCGUUGGAUAGACCGAGACGCCGUCGCAUCUGGAACAGCUUCCUACGCAUGUUGCACCAGCAGACUGGUGUGGAGGUUCGGAUCGAAGAGCUGCGCGACAAGAUCGACAGUUUGAGCGGUAACAGAUUGAAUGGCUGGGAGAUUUGA
Molecule: messenger RNA, 273 nt
Organism: Aspergillus thermomutatus
Lineage: Eukaryota; Fungi; Ascomycota; Eurotiomycetes; Eurotiales; Aspergillaceae
Exons: 1
Coding region: 1-273 (90 amino acids)
Source: RefSeq, a predicted model, not a curated record